AUGGAGCCCGCAGCCUCCGCUCACGGCCACCCCUUCCAGCUUCGCGACCCAGGCCCACGCGGCUCAACCCAACCAACCAUGCCCCGCUGCCUGCAGAGCCAUCCUGCGGACCCGGACCCGCCGCCAGCCCAUGCUCAACCACGGGCGCAAGCGCACGUCCAGUCGUUCUGGAGCUCCGCCCCGGGAUUCGCCCGGGGCAACCUGGGACAUGUAGUCUACCCCUUCAGGAAGGCGCCGCGGGGUCACGUGACAAACGCACCAAUUGGCGCGUUUCUUAUUGAGGCACUGCACCGUGUUUUGGCCAAUGAGAGGCCGUUUUCGUUUUCCUCAGGGCUUUGCAUAGUGGCUGUGAUGGCGCCACCCGUUCGGUACUGCAUCCCGGGCGAACGUCUGUGUAACUUGGAGGAGGGCAGCCCAGGCAGCGGCACCUACACCCGGCAUGGCUACAUCUUUUCGUCUCUUGCUGGCUGCAUGACGAAGAGCUGCGAGAACGGCGCGACUCUUUCCCGACUUGACUCUAAGAUUCAUGAAAGCAGGCCUCACCACCAUACCUUCAGGGCACAGCACAAGGUAAAUGCUCAGUCAACAUUUGUGGAAUGCACAAGUUCCAGAGCCGAACACAGUGUUAACUCAGGAUCGGAUACGCAGUCUUUGAAGGCGCAGCUUAAAGACAGGUCGGACUAGAAAGAGGGUUCAGGAUUAAAACACGUAGGCGCUGGCUAACUAGACCUUGGUUCUGCUUUAUCGAAGAAACACACUCUCUGGCUUCACGUUCUUCCUCAUCUGUAAAGGGAGGCUUUUCAUUCAGUUUUGGGAAUGUCCUUAACAUUGGUAAGUGUGUUCAUUUCCUAGGUAUGGACAUCUGCUGAGCAUGUUCAUAUGUCAGGCUCAUGCUGACCUCUAGGGAUAUGGUAAUGAGCCAAAUACACAUGGUCUCUGCUAUCAAAGGGCACAAACCCAAAUUGUAAAUAAAUAAAUGCUCAAAUUAAUGUAUGGUUACAAAUGUGAUGACUGCUUUAACAGAAUACUGCCGGGUGCCAUGAGAACGUGUCAUAGGUAAACCCAGCCUAGUUAGCGGAAGUGACAUUUAACCAAUCUAAAGGAUAAAUAGGAAGAGCUCAGUCCUGGCAAAAAGAACAGGUUGAACAGAGCUCCUGAGAGGGGAAGAAAUUUAGUGAGCUGGUGAACUGAAGGCCAGGAGACCCGAACCAUAAUGAACAAGGGAGAAAUUAAGAACAGAUGAGGUUCAAAAAUACUAUCUACCAUAUACCAACAGCUAAUUCCAUGCUCAAAGAGAAAACUCUACAAGUAUUCCCCUAAACCAGAAGCAAACAAGUAUGACCACUAUUAUAUAACAUUUAUUUGGAAAUUCUAGCCUGUAUAAUGAAAAAUAGAAAGAAUAAGCAGUAUAGCUUUGGAAGAAAGAGUCAAAUUAUCCAUGAUUAUAGGCAAGAAAUUUUAUACCAAGUAAUUCCAAGAAAGUCACACUCAAAAACUUGUUAGAACUGAUCUGAAAUGGUUCGAUUAUGUCUUCUUCUAACAGCAUCCUUUCUGUGGCCCUCCUAUUUUCUAAAAUUUCUAAGGCUUUCUGCUCUUUGCUACAAAUGAAUCUGUAGUCCAUCUGCCCUCAUAGGGUCAACUAAAGACCAAGACACUCCUAUAUUACACUUAGCCACGAAUACCUCUACCCAAGGCUUAGCCAGGAUACUCAGGUUUUAUUGUUUUCC
This is a messenger RNA of Myotis daubentonii (Daubenton's bat), 1727 nucleotides long. It is a transcript of the gene EXOSC1, whose product is annotated as exosome component 1. The transcript is spliced from 3 exons. The coding region runs from base 1 to 684 and encodes 227 amino acids. Lineage: Eukaryota; Metazoa; Chordata; Mammalia; Chiroptera; Vespertilionidae. The record is from RefSeq and is a predicted model, not a curated record. Gene Ontology annotation, biological process: RNA processing. Gene Ontology annotation, cellular component: nuclear exosome (RNase complex); cytoplasm. Gene Ontology annotation, molecular function: RNA binding.